Molecule: messenger RNA, 366 nt
Organism: Etheostoma spectabile (orangethroat darter)
Lineage: Eukaryota; Metazoa; Chordata; Actinopteri; Perciformes; Percidae
Product: hemoglobin subunit beta-like
Exons: 3
Coding region: 1-366 (121 amino acids)
Biological process (GO): hydrogen peroxide catabolic process; oxygen transport
Cellular component (GO): blood microparticle; hemoglobin complex; haptoglobin-hemoglobin complex
Molecular function (GO): oxygen carrier activity; peroxidase activity; organic acid binding
Source: RefSeq, a predicted model, not a curated record
AUGGUUCAAUGGACAGAAUUCGAGCGCGCCACCAUCGCGGACGUCUUCUCCAAGAUGCAGUAUGAGGUGGUGGCCCUGCAGAUCUUGCCAGUGUCUGAAGUCUACCCCUGGACUCAGAGAUAUUUCGGCAACUUUGGAAACCUCUACAACGCUGCUGCAAUCACGGGAAAUCCGAUGGUUACAAAACACGGAACAACUAUCCUGCACGGUCUGGACCGGGCUGUGAAGAACAGGACGCCUCAAGGAACCUAUGCCGAGCUGAGCGUGCUGCACUCCGAAAACUGCAGUGGAUCCCGACAAUUUCAAACUCUGUCCGAAUGCCUGACCAUUGUGGUUGCAGCUCAGCUGGUAGGAUUUCACUGGUGA